UGGAGCGUUUGUAGAUUUCUGUGUUACAAACUUGUCACUGUUUGUAAGACAUCGCUGGAACUUGACUGAGUUUAUCCCUCUCUGCUACUCCAUUUGCCCAGUGGAAAUGUCUGCCAUGAAGGCAGCUGUCCUUAGUCUCCCCAUUCUCUGGUUGCUUAGGAGAAUUUUUUUGCCCUAUUUGUGGAAGGAUAUAGACUUUUUCUACCGAUCUAUACGCUAUCUAAAAUUUGUAGAAAAUUCUCUUAACAGUGAUCCUCCUUUUUUAAUGUUGGACAUGUUUUAUCAUCAGGUGUCCAGUAAGCCUCAGAAGACAUUUAUUUUUUACCAAGACGAGGUCUACAGCUACAAGGAUAUAGAUCUUAAAAGCAACCAGUUGGCAUGGACGCUGAAACAGUACACCAAACUUCAAGAAGGGGACUGUGCUGCUGUUUUUCUUGGAAAUGAACCUGCUUUUAUCUGGACUUGGCUGGGACUGGCUAAGAUAGGAUGUCCAAUGGCUUGCUUGAACUCCAACAUACGAGCCAAGUCGUUUCUUCAUUGUUUCAAGUCCAGCGGUGCAAAAGUAUUAAUUGCUGCUCCCGAGCUACAAGAUGCUGUGGAGGAAGUGCUACCGGCAUUGAAGGAAGAUGGUGUGCAGGUGUUUUAUUUAAGCAGAGAAUCUCCCACCAUCGGAGUAGACAGUCUUCUUGAUAAGAUGGAUUUUGCUUCCGACGAGUCUGUUCCCAGAUCAUAUAGAUCAAAAGUCAAUGGUCAAUCUCCAGUUCUAUAUAUUUAUACUUCUGGGACAACAGGACUUCCGAAGGCUGCUAUUAUAUCCCAAGGCCGUCUCUUAAUGAGUUCGUCAAUAUCUACAUUAUCAGGUUUAACAUCCGAAGAUGUACUGUAUAUACCUUUACCUCUUUAUCACAGUGCCGGCCUUAUGAUUGGAGUCCGUGGAUGUAUCCAGCAAGGUGCAAGCCUUGUUUUACGAAAAAAGUUUUCAGUCAGUCAGUUUUGGGAUGACUGUAGGAAAUACAAUGUAACUGUUUUCCAGUAUAUAGGAGAGCUGCUGCGGUAUCUGUGCAAUACUCCUAAGAAAGACAAUGAUAAGGAUCACUGUGUACGGCUUGCCUUAGGCAAUGGACUCCGGGCAGAUGUCUGGAAGGAGUUCAUUCAAAGGUUUGGAGACAUCAAUAUCUUUGAGUUCUACGCAGCAACAGAAGGAAACGCUGCUUUUUUUAACUACACUGGAAAAGUUGGUGCAAUUGGUAGAACCAGCUUCCUCUUUAAGUUCUUUAGGCCGUAUAAACUAAUCAGAUUUGAUGUAGAAAAGGAGGAACCAAUUCGUGACAGUGCAGGACACUGCGUGAACACUGCAAACGGAGAGGCUGGCCUUCUCAUUGGUAAAAUUACUGAAAAAACUCCCUUCGUGGGGUACGCCGGAGAUAAGUCUCAGACAGAGAAGAAGAAACUUAUAGAUGUGUUCCAAAAAGGAGACCUGUAUUUCAACAGUGGAGAUUUGCUGAUGGAAGAUAAAGAUGGUUUCAUUUAUUUUCAUGAUCGUGUGGGAGACACUUUUCGGUGGAAAGGAGAGAAUGUAGCUACGACAGAAGUGGCAGAUGUUAUAGGAAUGACCGAUUUCGUUGAAGAAGCUAAUGUAUACGGUGUUGCUGUUCCGUUUCACGAAGGCAGGAUUGGAAUGGUCUCUAUCAAACUCAAAGAAGGCAAGAACUUCGAUGGUGAAAAGCUCUAUGCAAAAGUAGUGGAAUAUUUGCCAAAUUAUGCCAGACCUCACUUUGUGAGACUCCAGGACGCCAUAGAAGUUACUGGAACAUUCAAGCAACGCAAAGUGGAUCUUGUACAGGAUGGAUUCAGCCCCCUCGUUAUUAAAGAUCCUUUAUACGUAUUAGAUGAAAAUGAAAAAUGUUAUAAGCCGCUGGACCUGAGUACUUACAAUGCACUUGUGGAUAGAAAAUCAAAACUCUAAUAGUUAUGUGAUGUUUGUCUUGAGUAAUAAAUUGUUUAUCUGAAGUAGAA
This is a messenger RNA of Pelobates fuscus (common spadefoot toad), 2016 nucleotides long. RefSeq names its product long-chain fatty acid transport protein 2-like. The coding region runs from base 107 to 1966 and encodes 619 amino acids. Gene Ontology annotation, molecular function: long-chain fatty acid transmembrane transporter activity; long-chain fatty acid-CoA ligase activity. The transcript is spliced from 10 exons. NCBI's taxonomy places the organism in Eukaryota, Metazoa, Chordata, Amphibia, Anura, Pelobatidae. Gene Ontology annotation, cellular component: endoplasmic reticulum. The record is from RefSeq and is a predicted model, not a curated record.